This is a messenger RNA of Coniosporium apollinis CBS 100218, 507 nucleotides long. RefSeq lists its product as uncharacterized. NCBI's taxonomy places the organism in Eukaryota, Fungi, Ascomycota, Dothideomycetes. The annotation marks the transcript as partial. The transcript is spliced from 3 exons. The record is from RefSeq and is a predicted model, not a curated record.
AUGGUCGCUUUUAGCUUCCUCGCAUCACUUGCUCUCAUCGGUAGCGCCGUUGCUCUCCCAUCUUCGGAGCCCGUUUCAGGCAAGAAAAGGGGCUGUGGCGAGGUGAACGUCGUGCUCGCCGGUCUUCCUCCCAAUCACCCUUUACUCAUCGCUCGGGGCUUUCCCCCCGCAGUCGUUAAUGCAGCCAUCAGGUCCGAAGCCGCCGGCGUCAUUGCUGCUGGCUACAACUUCAGGGUGGUGUUGCUUGGACCUGAGGUGGACGUGACAGCUACCCUGGGCAAGAAACUCAAGGGAACAGAUUGGUCUGUUGCGGUUACCGGAAAUGGUCUUAGAAGCGAUAACACCGUUGAGGGUACUCGCCAUUUCGAGAAUAUUCUCCAGUUGUUCCGCAAGAAGGCGCCCAAUGCGGUCUUGGCAUUUAAUCGCAAUGCGACUACCACGCUUGAGGCUGUGCAGCGUUGGGCUCCGCUUGAUAGUGAUUGCAAGGACUCGCCUGGAAAGGACCUU